Molecule: messenger RNA, 477 nt
Organism: Mesocestoides corti
Lineage: Eukaryota; Metazoa; Platyhelminthes; Cestoda; Cyclophyllidea; Mesocestoididae
Source: the annotation of a GenBank genome assembly
AUGCUUGUACCAUUGAAUAUCAGGAACUCCAUCUACGAAUAUCUCCUCAAUGAAGGAGUUAUGACCGCUAUAGAGGAUGCCAGGCCGAAAUGCAUUCACCCUGCUGUCAAGGUCAGGAACCUCUAUGUGAUGAACGUCUUGAAAUCCCUUGUGUCUCGUGGUUACGUCAAGAAGCGAUUUGCUUGGAGAACAUUUUAUUGGUUUUUGACCAAUGAAGGGAUUGAUUAUUUGAGAGAGGUUCUCCAUCUUCCUGCUGAGAUCGUGCCCGCUACACUGAACAAGCCCAGCUUGGAUUCCCGUAUGCCUGGUGCCCGUGGCCAAACAGGUAGACCUAAUAUGCCUACAGACGGUCGCCUUGCCUAUCGGUGUGGUCCCGUCAGCCAACCUGAAGGUGGCAAAGAAGUUAGUGUUGUGCCUGAGGGCGAAGUACACUUCCGUGGCAGCAGAGCUAAGCGUCGCAUCUGCGGUGACGAUUGA